AAGUCUAUACGCGUUAUAUUGUUCAUCCAAAAGUCUCGAUCAACAUCAAUAAAUUUAAUUAUGACUAUGAACACUAUAAAAACUCUGCAGAGUUCCGCAAUUGUAUUGGUGAUUCUAUUUGCCUCUUCAGCAUCUCAUUCUAGAAUUGGAUUCGAUAAAUAUCAUAACUACAAAGAGAUGACUAAUUAUUUGAUGCAAAUAACUGACGAGUUUCCCAAUAUCUCGUCGCUGUAUUCGAUCGGCCAGUCGGUYUUAAAACGUGAACURUGGGCUGUCAAGUUGACUACUGCAAGCGAAUUGCUAGGUGUACCAAACGUCAAGAUCGUUGGCAACAUACACGGAAAUGAGCCCGUGGGAAGAGAAAUCAUUUUACAUCUGAUUCAAUAUUUGUUGGAUAACAAUUCGAAAAACAAAGCAAUUAGCAAUAUGUUGCGAACUACCGUCAUCCAUUUGUUGCCGAGUAUGAAUCCCGAUGGGUUCGAACUAUCGUCUCCUCAGCCUUGUCCUAACGACGGAAUGCAGAAGUCGGGUUCUAGAGAAAAUGCUAACGCUUUUGAUUUGAAUCGAAAUUUUCCGGAUUUUUUCAAUCCGCAUACAGUACCAUUGCAGCCCGAAACCAAAGCAAUGAUGAGAUGGUUAAAAUCUGUGCCGUUCGUCAUGUCUCUAGGCUUACACGGUGGCGCUUUGGUGGCCAAUUUUCCUUACGAUGGUUCAUUGGAUUCGGUACCAGGAAAGCUGCAGAAAUUAAACGAAACAUUACGAAUUGCCAAUGUAUUUGAACUCUACAAAAUAUUUCGAAACGAUUCUAGUUAUAACCAUAAUAUCGAAAAUAUGGAGAGUUUAACACCAGACGAUGACGUAUUUCGGUUUUUGGCGAAACAAUAUGCUGAAUUACACCCGACCAUGCAUAACGGUCUAAGUUGUGAAGAUGACUCUGAUUUAAAAUUCAAAAAUGGCAUAACAAAUGGAGCCGCUUGGUAUCAAGUAAUAGGAAGCAUGCAAGAUUAUAAUUAMGUAUGGCACGGAUGUAUGGAAAUUACUUUGGAAAUGUCAUGUUGCAAGUACCCACCUGCUUCAUUUUUAGAAUCUCAUUGGAAAGAUCAUUUAAAGCCACUCUUGACUUGGGUGCAACAAGCGCAAAGAGGUGUCAAAGGAAUCGUCACCAACCGAAUAACAGGUAAACCCAUACCAAACGCCACCAUCGGCCUUACAAACCGUGAAAAUUAUGUCAACACGACCCUGAAUGGAGAAUACUGGAAAAUACUACUUCCUGGUAUAUAUAAAUUACGUUACAUUGAAUAUCAAAAACUACCAAAACUGUAUAAUAUGGAUUCAGAAGGAGCAUUAGGUAUACUUUGA
This is a messenger RNA of Diuraphis noxia (Russian wheat aphid), 1359 nucleotides long. Its product is annotated as carboxypeptidase D-like. Gene Ontology annotation, molecular function: zinc ion binding; metallocarboxypeptidase activity. The record is from RefSeq and is a predicted model, not a curated record. Gene Ontology annotation, biological process: peptide metabolic process; protein processing. NCBI's taxonomy places the organism in Eukaryota, Metazoa, Arthropoda, Insecta, Hemiptera, Aphididae.